AUGGUAGGGUUUGCUGUUAUCGUGCUCCAGGUAUCCUACAUUGGCCGGCGCACAGUUAGAGCUCAUGGACGACACCAGCAAGCGUGGCAGCAAGUCCAAGUCAAAGAAGAAGAAGCGUCACGGGUCCACCAGUUCGAAAGGAUCAUCCAGUUCAAGCGGGAAGCGGCCAGCAGCUCCUGCUUCCGGCAAUGCUUCUGCGGCCACGUCGGGCUCCGAGUCGGCGGCGGGACCAGGUUCCCCUCCUGUGGUUCCCGCCCUUCUCAUCCGGAAAGGGUCCGUGUCCUCGGCCUCCUCGAAGUCUUCCAAGGACCAGGAGCGCUCCAGCCGCGUCACACGCUACGUGCACGGCCAGCCCAAGGUUCCUCAAAGCACAAGAGCAAGCAGCCUAAGCGAUCUAAACCAGGUGGGGCGCAGCCGGACACUGCCAUUGCGACCAGGGGCGCAGGCGCAGUUGCACCGACAGCGCCACCUGAAGGUGUCACGCAAGAGCCCACCAGCGAUACGACGUCGCCAGCAUCACCGCAGAAGCCAAGCCAGGCGGAAGCAUCAGCACCGCAAGCCUCCCAGCUGGGUGCCAAGAGCCACACAGUGGCAAUUGUAGACCGCGACCCGACCUCUGACACCCACGAUCUCGAUGAUUCGACUCUCCAGAAGCUGCGGAAGGAAGUAUUGAUGCGUCGCGCCUCGCACGCGUCUAUGCACUCGACGCGAUUGCGGCCAGUGGUUGAAUCGCCCAAGGUGCCGGCCGAACUCGACAUCUUUUCGGAAGAGCACUCGGCCGCAAGCAUCGCCCGGGCAACCACGGUGCGAGAGAAGCAAUACCACUCCGGGCACAAGCAAACACGCAAGCGCAAGUCAUCGUCUUCGAGGCCGGCCUCGACCGUACCCGUUGACGUGGCGUUCGCGGGUUCCAAGUCCGAAUGCACUGUCGCCCCCUGCGGGACUUGUAUCGCCGCCAGACACAAGCUCCGGCACGGUACCUGCUUCACAGGCGCCUGACGGGCCCGCAUCGGGCCACGAGGAUAUUCGCCAGGCUCUCUUCUAUGGUCGAGCUUGCUACGUGCCUCCGCACUCUGGGUUGCCUGCGCCAAGUGUCGC
Messenger RNA from Dermacentor silvarum, 1098 nucleotides. RefSeq lists its product as uncharacterized. The transcript is spliced from 5 exons. Bases 1 to 999 code for a protein of 332 amino acids. The record is from RefSeq and is a predicted model, not a curated record. NCBI's taxonomy places the organism in Eukaryota, Metazoa, Arthropoda, Arachnida, Ixodida, Ixodidae.